Molecule: messenger RNA, 1686 nt
Organism: Suncus etruscus (white-toothed pygmy shrew)
Lineage: Eukaryota; Metazoa; Chordata; Mammalia; Eulipotyphla; Soricidae
Product: histone-lysine N-methyltransferase PRDM9-like
Exons: 8
Coding region: 1-1686 (561 amino acids)
Biological process (GO): regulation of transcription by RNA polymerase II
Molecular function (GO): RNA polymerase II cis-regulatory region sequence-specific DNA binding; zinc ion binding; DNA-binding transcription factor activity
Source: RefSeq, a predicted model, not a curated record
AUGAGGAAACAACGAAGGACAACUGCAUGCGUGGAGUAUGAUGAUGGCAGCUCUGAUGAGCCAAAAAGUGCCAACUACCUGGUCGACCUCUCAGAAAGGGAGUUGAGUGGAGAUAUGGAUGAUUCUAUGCACCGAAGUUCCAGGGGCAGAGUCACCUUCACUGCAGUCAAGUUCACCAUCACAGCCCACGUGGAAUGGAAAAAACUGAAACCUGAGGACACGGACAUAUGUGCCCUGCAAAGAAGCAGCAGCCAAAACUAUCAACAGAAAAUGCCCGUUCUGCAGGCAGCUACAAUCAGCAGAGAACGUGCAUCCUGCAGCAAAGAAGCUGCGAAAAGCUCCUAUCAGCCCAGAAGCACAAUGCCUGGGGCUCUGCUUUGCUCAGCUCUGCUCCAGAAAAGCGGCAAGCCUGGAAUCCGCCCUCCAGAUCACAAAGGUGAAACAGCACAAUCGAACCGGCUGCGAACCUGCAACCACAAGGUCAAUAGCAGCGCGAGUAAACCAUCUGCGGGACCUGGGACUAUGGAAGCAGAACUCAAGCCAGAAAUCCAUCCUUGUCCCUUCUGCUCUCUUGCCUUCUCUAAUCAGAACUUCCUCAGUCAUCACAUGAAACAAAGUCAUCCCUCGGGAACAUCUGCAAGAAAGCAACCUCCAUCAGAGAGUUCCUGUCCACAUGAUCAGAACCAAUGUUCUGAUCCAUAUAAUGACAAACCCAAGAAUGACAUACUUGAAAGUCAAAAGCACAAAGAAAGCUCCAUACAUUUGGCUAGUAGGAUGAAGCAUGGAAGAAUUUCAACAGUGUUUUCUAGACUAUAUAGCAGCCAAAUAGGUAGCUCUAGUAAACAGAUAACAAUGGAGGAAGACAUUAACACAGGCCUGAAAGAAAAUCCAAAAGACACAGGUGGAGUAGUUCCAGGGAUAGACUUGCCAAUAAUUUUAAGAGACAAGUAUGUAAGGCCUGAGCAAGGUGUCAACGAUGGAUCAAAUCUCAUCACACAUCAAAUGACUCACACUAGGGAGAAGCCCCAUGUUUGCAGGGAGUGUGGCUGUGACUUCAAUCUGAGGUCACAUCUCAGCAAACACCAGAGAACACACACAGGAGAGAGGCCCUAUGUUUGCAAGGAGUGUGGGCGUGGCUUCAGUGAGAGGUCAAAUCUCAUCAGACACUGGAAAACACACACAGGAGAGAGGCCCUAUGUUUGCAGUGAGUGUGGGCGUGGCUUCAGUGAGAAGUCAACUCUCAUUGCACACCAGAGAACACACACAGGAGAGAAGCCCUAUGCUUGCAAGGAGUGUGGGCGUGGCUUCAGUGAGAGAUCACAUCUCAUCACACAUCAGAGAACUCAUACAGGAGAGAAGCCCUACAUUUGCAAGGAGUGUGGGCGUGGCUUCAGGCAGAGGUCAAAUCUCAUUACACACCAGAGAACACACACAGGAGAGAAGCCCUAUGUUUGUGGGGAUUGUGGGCGUGGAUUCAGUCAGAGGUCAACUCUUAUCACACACCAGAGAACACACACGGCUGUGGCCGAGAGCAGCGGCAGUGAAACCUGCUUCCAAAAUGCCGCAGCUGCAAUCAGCCAACAACGCACCAACAAUGCAGCAAAAAGCUACACUUCCAAAUUCUGCCUGCUUGCGGAGAUGGCAGCUGUAGCCGGCAUCACUCUUCAGCGAUUUAGGCUGCUUUAA